This is a messenger RNA of Formica exsecta, 4915 nucleotides long. Its product is annotated as ankyrin repeat and BTB/POZ domain-containing protein BTBD11. Gene Ontology annotation, molecular function: protein heterodimerization activity. The record is from RefSeq and is a predicted model, not a curated record. Lineage: Eukaryota; Metazoa; Arthropoda; Insecta; Hymenoptera; Formicidae.
GUAUGAUGACUGCUGUGUCAAUGUAGCGGAAAAAAAAAGAGUAACGUUGUAAUCACGGUUCGUUCGCCUCGAUAUCGCUACCGGUUUUUUUGUUUUUUUUUCUUUGUAAAAAAGUUUAGCGAUAAUUUCCGCGAGAUCAGUUUUACGUCACUGUAAGGUGUUAUUGAGAACAAUUAAAUUUGUAUGUGAGUGUUGUCGGCUACAGGCGAAGUGAGUCUUGCAAUUAUUAACAGAUAUAGCGAUGAUCUGUUCGGUUGAUGAAACGUCUUUAUUGCUGCGUCGCGAUGAAUCAGCGAGAUGAUUCCAUGUGCACGAUGAAUAAAACUGUACUAGUGAAACGUAUAUAAUUAAAUCGAAAGUUAAUUCAGAAUAUUAUCGGCGAAACCGGACUUUUUAUUCGCGCUUUCGAAUUUUACGCGCCUGUAGAUAGGCGAGAAAAUUCCGAUGCUUUAUCAAUGGCAUUUAGAAUAGCCAGAAUGAUUAAUCGUGAAUGACAUGCCGUCCACGAGACGAGCACAGUGCACCGAGGACUGCAGGUGUAUACUGUGUCGCGAGUUGAAGGGCUACAAAAUGAGCGCGAACGCCAUCGAGAUUCAGCAGCAGAUCGGCAACGAGUGUGCUAACUUUAUCCUGCGACGUGCCAUGCCCUUUUCGUCGAAGGCCCCCAUGUUUCGAGGGGAACGGCAGGAAGUCGUUACGAAGUGCGACGAUUACGAGAGGAGCUCGACCUUGGAGGAUCGAAGUCGCCGUUGCGGCGGCGAUCAGGUCGUAAACGACAGUCGUGACUCGAAGAUGGGGAAGGACGUCGGUCACAAGACGGUCAUCUAUUUCGGCGAUUCAAAUCCGAGACGAAGGGAAGAUAGAGCGAGACAGCAACCAUCGCCGGAAGCGACGUCGAGAUGCAAGAAUGAGGAUCCCGAGGCUUCGCCGUUGCGACCGCGUAACGACGAGAUUCUCGGCGACUCGAUGGACCAGGAUGAUGAGAAGGGCGAUGCCGGACGACGAGAUUCCGCGAUGGAGAACGGCGAUCCCAAGGCCGUGCACGAGAUCGUGGUGAACAUCAGCCCUAGCAGGGAAGACGUGCUGAGGAUAGAGGAGGACGAGAGCCAGCUGGAGGACUAUUGGUCCUUGCCGGGGGACACGAGCGGGUUCAAGGCGGACUGGAGCUUCGUGCAGCAGUGGCGGCUGAGAGGGCCAGGUGGUAGCAAUAGCCGUGAGAUAUUUGGUCCCCCUUAUUCUAAGGAUUUUACCGAGAAUUCACCUAAAAACGGAGUUCACGAUAUGGUCCAUAUGAUACCGGAAAGGGAUACGGAUAGCGUGGCACCGACACCGACCCCGCAACAACACCCACGUUACUUUCAACACCAUCAUCUCAGUUUACACGAGCUCCGUGCACUUCAGAGGCGGCCAGAAUGUACCGGUAACAUGUCGGAUACCGGCGGCCACACGAGCAGCAGCUCGCCGCCGCAUCGUCACCACAAGACUCACAGUCCUCAGCAACUGAACGCUGUACCCGAGGACGAUCGACUCUCGGCGUCGGUUACUCAAAGGAACGGCAAAAGAUCCGGCCAAAAUCGUAAUCGGCAUAGAGCUACUCCUGCUAAGCUGCAGGUACCAUGGUCGGGUUCCGGUUUAGAGGACAUAAAGCUGGCGAUCCAACAACUGACAAUGCGCUCGCACAAGUCUUCGUCGACGUAUUCAUCGUUGAGCGGCUCGGAAAGCUCGGAGCCGGCGGUGAGAAGGCUAAUGCGACACUCCAGUCUGGAAACAAUCAACACCAACGUGACCAGCGCCGACGAAUUCGUCUGGGUGGACUCUCACAAUCGUUUGGUGGAAUUGCAGCAGUUACCGUGGACCCAUCACGACGUGCUGCGCGUGCUUCAGAAUGGUCGCACGAGGGAGCACAUGGAGCAGGUUUCGAUGGAGACUAUCCCACGGCUCUCCUAUCUAUUGCAACGCGCCCUAGUCAGGAUCGGUCGUGAGACUCAGAGACUGGCAAAGCCCAUAGGUCUUUGCAGCAAGCACGAGGUGUACAGCGCCUUCAAGAUCGUGCUCUGUCCAGCUCUAGCGGAUUCCUGUACCAAGGCUUGCCUUCGAGCCGCUGCGAUGUUCGCUGUAUCCGGCGAUCAGCUAAAACAAUCGAAGGCUUCCCGUUCGGGGUUACAAUUGCCCGUCGGACGUUUCUUACGCUGGAUGUCCGAUGUAAAACUCGGUCGGAUGAUUCACGAAUACGCCGCAAUAUACCUCACGGCCGGAAUUGAGAAUCUUCUGGAAGAGAUACUGUUGCAAUGUGUGCCGACUGAACCGCAUACGACACUCACGGCGACGAUGCUGGAGCACGCUAUAGCCAACAGCGGCGACUUAUGGGGCCUGUUGCAGCCGUACGCGCAUCUGAACGCUGGUCGAACGGCAUCAGGCGCUCUCGCGAUGCCUCGCUGGGCAAGCGUAAGUUCCUUGAACUCAUCAUCGUCGUCGCGCAGCGGGCGAGACGUAGUCCAGUCGGCCUUGGAACCAUCGCUGCUUACGACAUGUGUGGGCUCGAUGUCGGAAUUGGUUGAUUUGAUUUCCAAGGUAGCACAGGCGGGACAUUGCUCUAUACCGCUAACAACAAGAGCGUUACACGCCUUGUUUUAUUACAUGAGAUGCUCACAGCUCGAACAUGGUGAACGUGGAUCUGGAAUACAAGAAUUGGCGUAUGAACGAGCCUAUGUGGUGUUGCCACCGUUAGUGGAAUGGCUGCGGGUAGCUGCAGCGCACGCGGAGCAUAGACACGGUCUCGUUGUAGACCAAGAUGACAUCAAUCAAGCUGCCCGGUUACUGUUGCCCGGCGUGGACUGUCCCGUUCGACCGAUAAGCUCUGAGGAGAUUGCAGUGUGCUCGAAGCGCGUCGACGACGCGGAAUAUGUCCGGCUGUUGACGUUAGACAUGGCCUUCAAGAUGUUGAUCAGCGGUCGAACGGAUCUCAUAGCCCAGGCGAUGCCACUGUUGCCUUCGACGAAGAUCAAUACAGUAAACGACGCCGGAUUCACAGCUUUGAUGCUAGCGUGUAUCAACGGUGACGAAGCAGCUACGACGGCCCUGCUGGAUGCCGGGGCGGAUUUAAAUAUCGAGAGCCCGUCGGCGGCGACGCAUUCGUCAGUGAAUACGCCUUCCAAGAUGCCGCAAACUUCUUCCUCCGGUGCACUAAAUGCUAGAAGUCCGAUCAAUCAAUCGAUGAUGAUGACGCCGACUGGUAAAACAAUGUCGAACACGAAUGUAACGACCGCUAAUAGCCCGGGUAAUCCCAAUGGAGUUUCCCCGGGCAGCGUGUGCUACGCGCAAACUGCUUUCAAUGCAGAAACGCAACAUUGGACAGCUCUAACUUACGUGGCUCUGUUGGGUCACUGUAACAUCGCGAGAAUAUUGCUGGAGAGAGGUGCCGCAGUGGAGGGCGGCGCGAAACUCAGCGAGGACAAAUGCACGGUCACACCUCUGCAGGCAGCCACAGCAUCGGGAAACAACGAGAUGGUAGCUCUACUUUUAGCGCACGGUGCGCAACCAUUCCUGUCCACUCUGAUCAAAGAUUCGUUCUCCUACUCGGGUUCAGCGCAACGUGGUUGUUACAGCGCAAUAUCAGUGGCAACAGCGCAUGGCCAAAGAAGCUGUCUUCAUCAAUUGUUGUCACAUCCACUCAACUUCUCAGCCAAACGUGGGGAGAAGGAGAUAUUAUCUUUGGAAGAGAUAUUAGCGGAAGGUAAUGCCAGCACUAAUUCUCAACAGCAAAUUGCUGAAGGGAGGGGAGCUCGCAGAGAAGGCAAAGAACCAGUAUUUAAUAAGAUACAAACAAAGGCACUGCAGGAAGCGAUGUAUCAUAGUGCGGAAAGCAAUCAUUUAGAUAUCACCAUGGAACUUCGUGGGCUAAAAGUAACCUGGACAUUGCAUUGCUGGAUGCAUAGUCUCGCGACGGCUCACGAAAUGCGACUGGAUUCGGUUAUAGAUCAACUACUUCAAGACUUUCUUCAAGUCUGCCCGGAUGAUUAUUCUACACAAUUCGUUCAGGAAUGUCUGCCGCUUUUAUUCAAUAUCUUUAGAUAUAGCAAGAAGGAAGGCACAACGCUCUUGCUCGCUGAUAUAUUUUGCACAUGCUUUGGCUGGGAGCCGAUCAAGCCAAUUAGAGAUACCACUCUGUCGAGCGGAUCGAGAAUCGAUCCAAAGUUUGUGAAUAAUCCCGAGUUAAGUGACGUACAAUUUAGAGUUGAAGGUCGCGUUUUCUACGGUCAUAAAAUUGUAUUGGUUACGUCUUCCCCGAGAUUCAGAAAUAUGUUAAGCUCAAAAUUAUGCGAAGGCAAUCCUCCUAUUGUGCAGAUCAACGAUAUAAGAUAUCACAUAUUCCAGAUGGUCAUGGAAUUUCUUUAUCAUGGCGGUUGCGCUACUUUAGAAGUUAAUCAAAGCGAUGUCCUAGAAUUAAUGGCGGCGGCCAAUUUCUUUCAACUCGAUGGCUUGCUCAGAUACUGUGAAGCACAGUGUUCCACAAUGGUGGAUCUUGACAAUAUUGUUUCUAUGUAUAUUCACGCAAAGGUAUAUAACGCAGCACAACUCUUGGAAUACUGUCAAGGAUUUCUAUUACAAAAUAUGAUGGCCCUUCUGACGUACGACGAUUCAGUUAAGCGUUUGUUGUUCGCAAAAAAGUUACCGAAUCACGAUGUUCUCGCGGGCCUGUUGCUCACACUGCAGUCGCGGAUAAAGGUCAGACGAUCUCAACAACAAAAUAAGAUAAAAGCUUAGAUUGUUCCUGCAGUUGGAAAUAAGUAAGUAUAUAAUUGGAAAUAAGCAUAAAACGAGUGCGCACAAUUUAAGUCUCUUAAUUUCAAGUUGCAAGGGAUAAUAUGUCAAAGUAAAAAAAAAAAAAAAGAAAGAAAAACUAUAUAUGAUUUGU